Messenger RNA from Myiozetetes cayanensis, 15323 nucleotides. RefSeq names its product patched domain containing 1 (gene PTCHD1). The record is from RefSeq and is a predicted model, not a curated record. The transcript has 3 exons. Gene Ontology annotation, biological process: chemical synaptic transmission; cognition. Bases 4 to 2748 code for a protein of 914 amino acids. Gene Ontology annotation, cellular component: plasma membrane; synapse. NCBI's taxonomy places the organism in Eukaryota, Metazoa, Chordata, Aves, Passeriformes, Tyrannidae.
CCCAUGGUCUUGCGGGGGCCGUGGGGGAGCUGCGGGGGCCCCGGCGCGGCGCUCGCCCUCCUGCGCGCCCUCCGCACUAGGAUGUUGCGGCAGGUCUUGCACAGGGGGCUGGGGACGUCCUUCUCCCGGCUCGGCCACUUCGUCGCCAGCCACCCGGUGUUCUUCGCCUCGGCGCCCGUGCUUAUCUCCAUCCUUCUGGGCGCCAGCUUCAGCCGCUACCAGGUGGAGGAGAACGUGGAGCACCUCCUGGCCCCCACGCACAGCCUGGCCAAGAUCGAGAGGAACCUGGUGGACAGCCUCUUCCCGGUGAACCGCUCCAAGCACCGGCUCUACUCCGACCUGCAGACGCCGGGGAGGUACGGCCGGGUGAUCAUCACCUCCUUCCGCAAGGCCAACAUGCUGGACCAGCACCACACCGAUCUCAUCCUCAAGUUGCACUCUGCAGUGACCAGGAUCCAAGUUCAAAGACCUGGUUUCAAUUACACGUUUGCCCAUAUAUGUAUCCUGAACAAUGACAAGACAUGCAUAGUGGACGACAUAGUGCAUGUACUGGAGGAAUUAAAGGCUGCUCGUUCUUCUAAUCGAACUAAUUUUGCAAUCACUUAUCCGAUUACUCACUUAAAGGAUGGCAGGGAAGUGUAUAACGGGCAUCAGCUCGGUGGGGUUACUGUGCACAGCAAGGACCGGGUGAAGUCUGCAGAAGCCAUUCAGCUCACCUACUACUUGCAGGCAAUCAACUCCUUGAAUGACAUGGUGGCAGAGAAGUGGGAAUCCAUUUUUUGUGACACUGUUGAACUUUUCCAGAAAUCCAACAGGAAAGUCAAAAUGUAUCCUUUCACUUCUUCUUCGCUGAAGGAGGAUUUCCAGAAGACGAGCAGGGUGUCAGAACGCUACCUGGUCACAAGCUUGGUCCUUGUGGUCACCUUGGCCAUUCUCUGCUGCUCCAUGCAGGAUUGUGUCCGCAGCAAACCCUGGCUUGGCCUGCUGGGAUUGCUGACUGUGACCCUUGCCACCCUGACCGCAGCUGGGAUCAUCAAUCUCACUGGUGGGAAAUACAAUUCCACCUUCCUUGGAAUCCCCUUCGUCAUGUUAGGUCACGGGUUAUAUGGGACUUUUGAAAUGUUGUCCUCCUGGAGAAAAACUAGAGAAGACCAACACGUUAAAGAGAGGACUGCAGCUGUAUUUGCAGACUCCAUGCUCUCGUUUUCUCUCACCACUGCCAUGUACCUGGUCACUUUUGGAAUAGGUGCCAGUCCCUUCACUAACAUUGAAGCAGCCAGGAUUUUCUGCUGCAAUUCCUGUAUUGCAAUUUUCUUCAACUACCUCUAUGUACUCUCCUUUUAUGGUUCCAGCCUGGUGUUUACUGGCUACAUAGAAAACAACUACCAGCAUAGUAUCUUCUGCAGAAAGGUACCAAAGCCAGAGGUAUUGCAAGAGAAGCCUGCAUGGUAUAGGUUUCUUCUGACAGCCAAAUUCAGUGAGGACACAGAUGAUUCAGAGGAAACGAACACUUACGAGAGUCAUCUUUUGGUGUGGUUCCUGAAACGCUAUUAUUGUGACUGGAUAACAAACACUUAUGUCAAGCCUUUUGUAGUUCUCUUUUACCUUGUUUAUAUUUCCUUUGCCUUAAUGGGCUACCUGCAGGUCAGUGAAGGGUCAGACCUGAGCAACAUCGUAGCGACUGCGACGCGGACCAUCGAGUAUACGACUGCCCAGCAGAAGUACUUCAGUAACUACAGCCCGGUGAUUGGGUUCUACAUCUACGAGUCAAUCGAGUACUGGAACACCAGUGUCCAGGAGGACGUGCUGGAGUAUACCAAGGGCUUUGUGAGGAUAUCUUGGUUUGAAAGCUACUUAAAUUACCUUAGGAAACUCAACAUAUCUACCGGAUUGCCCAAGAAGAAUUUCACUGAUAUGUUGAGGAACUCCUUCCUGAAGACCCCUCAGUUUGCCCAUUUUUCAGAGGAUAUCAUCUUUUCCAAGAAAUACAACAAUGAAGUUGAUGUUGUGGCCUCCAGGAUGUUCUUGGUGGCAAAGACAAUGGAAACCAAGAGGGAAGAACUUUAUGACCUCCUGGAGACCCUGAGGAAGCUCUCUCUCACCUCCAAGGUGAAAUUCAUCGUUUUCAAUCCAUCGUUUGUGUACAUGGAUCGUUAUGCCUCUUCAGUGGGAGCCCCCUUACAAAACUCCUGCAUUAGUGCUUUAUUUCUGCUCUUCUUCUCUGCAUUCCUGGUCGCAGACUCUCUGAUCAAUGUCUGGCUCACUCUAACUGUUGCCUCGGUUGAAUUUGGAGUUAUAGGUUUUAUGACCUUGUGGAAAGUGGAACUAGAUUGUAUUUCUGUGUUGUGCUUAAUUUACGGAAUUAAUUAUACAAUUGACAACUGUGCUCCACUGUUAUCAACCUUUGUCCUGGGCAAAGAGUUCACAAGAACUAAAUGGGUGAAAAAUGCCCUGGAAGUGCAUGGGGUAGCUAUUUUGCAGAGCUACCUCUGCUAUAUUGUUGGUCUGAUUCCUCUUGCAGCUGUGCCUUCAAAUCUGACCCGUACACUGUUCAGGUGCUUGUUUUUAAUAGCAUUAGUCACCUUCUUUCACUGCUUUGCCAUUUUACCUGUGAUACUGACUUUCCUGCCACCCUCCAAGAAGAAGAGGAAAGAGAAGAAGAAUCCUGAAAACCGUGAGGAAAUAGAGUGUGUUGAAAUGGUGGAUAUGGAUAGCACCCGAGUGGUUGACCAAAUUACAACAGUCUAACUUGAUUUGUUGGUUGCUUUUUUACACUAGGUCUUACUGAAAACAAAACAAAUCAAAAACCAAGGAAAAAAAAAAAAAGAAACCAGUACUGACUAAAUAUCUGGGGAGAGGAAGAAGUUUGGAGGUUUUCCCUCCCUCCUCUAAGCUAAAUCCAGGAAUAUUCAAAAUUAUGGGAGAAAUCAAAAAUCAAUUAAAAAAAAAAAAAAAAAGAAAAAGGGCCAGGGGAUUGUACCUUGCUCAGUUCCCAUAACAGGUAAUAUGAGAAAAUUUUCACAUACAUGCAAAGGGGGGUUGAAUUUUAGAUGCAUGAAGUAAGAUCUAAUGAGAGAAAUUGGGUUCCUAAGCAGUCGUCUGCAUCGCCUGUACUGCAGAUGCUGCAAUUAUUGUGGCUAAACCAAAUCAUAUUGAAAGGUCAACUGUCAAGGCUGAAGUAGCACUAAAUGUUCGCUGGAUGUAAAGGCUUUACAAACUUUCUGCACAGCAAUAACUCAAGUCAGUGAGUCAGCUCUUAUAAGUCUUAGCCAUCACAUUUAAUUUUUCUUUUCUCCCCUAAUCUAAACAUUUAUGCAAGACUAUAUAAAAGAUAGCAAACUGUACUGGGAAAGAAGGCAGUACAAAGCAACCAAAUGCUUUCCAAACACUUUUGUGUUAUAAAUCACUUCUUUUUUUUUUCUAAAAAUGUCAUUAUUUUAAAAUGAAAAUCAUCCCUUGUAACAUUUUUAAUCAUGGUUUUAUAGCUGUUUCUUUUUUUUUAUAAAAACAAAAAAGAACAAAAAAAAAGAACAAAAAAAAAUCCAGGUGACUUUGUCACUCUAGAAAAUAUAUAAUUCUCUUUUAUACAUGUCUCGCUACUAGUUAAACAUGUAAUCUGCUUUACCAACUGCAAUUUUGUUAGCACUCUACAAAGUCAUGUGAGUGGAUCUAGCAGCAGACAGAAGAUGGUGUACUGAAUAUUUCAGCACCAAAAUCCAUGAUACAAACCUCAAAUACUAAAAUGUCAUCAAGAAAGUGAAUGUUAGGGCUCUUUUAGUGAGAGCCUAUUUCAGGCCAUUCACUGGUAAUGCACACUAAGAGGAUUAGUGGGUAGUUUUACAUAAUGUAUAACUUAAUCCCUCAAUCUUCCUAGAGUACCUGUAAAGCAAUAGACCUUACAGCUAUGGGCUCUUCCAAGAGACAGUAGACCAUGCGAGUUGUGUGGAACAAACCGAAGGCUGGGACUGUGGUUUAGCAGCAACGAGUUUAACAACGUCCCCAAAGAGCCCAUAUCUAAGGGGCCUAUUGAAAACAUCACUUCUGAGAGAAAAAAAAAAAAAAAAAAUAACUUAAAAAGAUUACAUUACCGAGUCUUUUUGGAGCUGUGAGUUCUAAAUCAAUAAUUCUGUCAGCAUCUGUGAUGUGGAGUAAUACAGAUAAAGCAGCAUCUCUUUCCUCCUCCGCCCCCUCCACCCUUAAGAGCGACAGGCUCAUUACUGUAAGGUUUUAUCAUGUGGUUGAACCCCAGUGGGGAUAUGUAAGCCAAUUCUGUAGGUUUUGCUGAGAGUAUUCUGACUAUACAUUGCCUAUGAAAACCCGGAAUCAGGAAGCUGGCUGGUGUGUUGGGUGGUCUCAUGAAUAUAUGGACUGUUGCUUUGUGGUGCAAGUUGAAUGUAUUACAACAGGACUCUUUUUGCAGCUCGUCCAGAAAGUAAGAGUACUUGAAAAGUUUUCAGCAAUUGGCAUAAGGUUUGCUUCAGUGACAGUGUGGAGGGGAAGGGAUAUUGCAGGAGCUAUGAAGCAUGGACCACUGGGAGCACUGUGGCUCCAGAGGCUACCUGUGGUACUUGCACGGUCAUUAGCAUAUCUGUGGUCACAAACCCAGGGUAUGCUUCAUUGCAUGAAACAUCUCUUUAGCAUCCAGUCCCAGUGACCCCCAAAAACCCUGUUUGAAACCCGCGAAUGCCACUGAGUGAAUAUUCAUUUUCAAGCAAAGAGAUACUUCUGAAGCAUUCUUCCUAGCAGAGAAGAUAACCAGAUAUUUUGCCCUGAAGCAAAACACUACAUGCUCACUAGCAAAAAAAAAAAAGCCAGCAGCACAGCUGGCAACAUUUACUUUCCCCUGGAUCUGUCCCUUCUCUGACCAGAAGAAAGGAAGCUGUGUCCAGGAACGCACAGGCUCUUUGCUUAAACAAACAAUGGUUGCUGAGGUAGCAGCUGGGAAGCUGUAACAACAACUUCAGCCUUGGCAGAACCCAGGACACCUUGAAGACAGCCAAAUGAAUGUAAGGCUAGGAAAAAGAUCUGUUUCCCCUGUUUUCUUUAGACUCAGGCUUGGGGCUAUGUUUUCCAGCCAAAAAUCAUUCCUUAAAUAUAUUUCACUGUAGAUUUUCUGUGAUUAUCACAGUGUCAUUUAAAGAAGAGUCACCCUAUCUCCUGGCUGUUCAUGAAGCAGCUGUAGUGGCUUUUAAACUUCUGAGGGCAUUAGCAAAUUAGUUGGGAGUUACAGAGGAGUUGCAGUUCGUCUGCAGCAAUCUACUGACUUGUGGAACUCUUGGAAAUGGGAUAUAUGUGAAAGAGAUUGCUUUUACACUGCAGAGAGAAAUACAUGGCAAACACUGAUUUUAUACCUCUGCUAUCCCUCGUGCUAUCACUUGCAAACACCAGACCCAAAGGUGGUUACCAUAAACCUCUUAACAUCUAAUUGCUGUGCACAGGCAGGAGUGUCUUUAAAGAGAUAUCCAAAGACAAGCUUGUAGUUCAGAGGCCUCUCCUUAAAUUUCAGCACGUGAGGCUUUCAGAGAUCUCCAAGAAAGGUGUUAAAACCAGGGAUAAAAUUACUCCUGCGUCUCCAAAUCUGUCAGAAAAAGGAUGUGGAGGCAGUCCUAUGACUUCAGAAUGGGCUUGGGUGUCCAAGAAGACAGAGAAGUAAGGCAGUCCACCCCUUGCACCAAGGUGGAGUCAAUAGCAUUUAAAUAAUUUCUGAAGGAUGUUUGUCCAGCUCAUUCCUAAAAAUCUUUUUAAUGGCAUAUUGCUUUCCUAACAGUUCCCCUCAGUGCCAUGUUACCCUCUCCACUAACUAGUAACUCUUUCUUGCUAGCUGCCCAGAACUGAUUCAGCCAUGUCCCUCUCUGCACAGGGACAGGACAGGCAGGAGACUGAAACAUCCUCAAAGGAGAGAAAAUCCAGAUCAGAACCAAAACCAACUUACAUACGUUUUUCACUGUAUUUCACCUCAGGUUGCCAUUUCAUUCCCCCCCUCCAGGGCUGGCAAGGUAAAACCAUGAAAGUAUCCAAGGUGCACUCAGCCUGGGUCCGUGAGAUUUCUGCCUGAAUCCUGAUGUGUUUGAGGGAUGCACCAAAUAUUCCUUUUCUACAGGUAGCUUGAAUACCUCAACAUGAACCAGAAACAGCGUGUCCUCAAGGUUUCAGACUAUGCUAAGCCACUUUGGCCUUCCUCCCCUUCGACUUUUUCCUCUGGAGCAAUUAUCUUCACCAAAGUCAGUUGGUCCUCCCUGCACUGACUGAUCAGUAGGUGCAGAUGCUGUGCUCUGUUCUCAGUCCAAAGCACUCCCAGUGGCUAACUGUGCAUAAGAGCUUGCCUUUAUUGGUGAACCUUCAUUUUGGAAGACUACCUAGGCUUAAGCAGAUUUUUGUCAUACUCUUAAGUGGCUUUUUAGCCCAGGUAUCACUGUGGUUUUGUUUGCAAUAUAGAUUACCCAAUUUUUUAUGAAUUCAGAGAGUAGAACAGAGUAUUGUACACUGUCAGGCACUGACUAAGUUUAACAGUGAAAGUUUUAGCUAUGACUAACAAGACCAUGUAGGACUGUGGCUCACUGAGCACAUAUAUCUUCUACAAACAUAAAAUUCCAUACAGUAAGGUAUGGUGUACAAUUUAUUUUUAAUUACAGGGUAAACAUGGGGAAAAAGAGCCAACCAACAUGCAAAUGGCCCUCAAGAUCAGUCAGGUUUUCUUGUAACAUUUCUAAUGUUGUCUUAGUAAAAGUCCACUUUCAAUUUACAAGUUUUCUAACGGGAGGAAAAAAACGAAAAGAGAAAAUUUGGUAUAGCUGGAAAAACUAUGCUAUAAAAAUAAAUUAUGAAGGCAGAAUUUGCUGCCCAAAGCAGAAAUAUGAAAGUGUUCUAGUUAGAUUAAAAUUAGAGUUUGGAAGGUUGAGAAAAACCUGUCUGUCAGAGAAAAAGAGAUGCUUUUCCAAAGACAAGCAAAUACACUUAUCAUGGUCAACUGCAUGAACCUGGAGGGAAAACAGUAUCAAAGUGGCCUGAGGUUAUGUUGAGCCACAAGAGGAUUUGCAUCUGCUCUCAGAAGCUUUCUGAGCCAGCACUGAAUUCAGGUAAAACAUGAACUGUAAAUUGAAAGGUGUACUUUUAAAUGCUUUUUUCUAGGCUGACUGUCCUCCUGUGAGCCAUGAAAUCCCCCCUUAGCCAACACCUUCUUUAUUUUUAUUCAAAAGGAGAACAAAGCAAAGUGGUGGCAUGACUGGGCAGAGAUCAGGGGAAUCGGAGGGAAGGCUGUGACUUCUCUGAAAAACUGAGAGCCAGCAAAGCAAGUGGGUUUUGUGGCAGAAGAACUGGUUACUUCAACACUUAGCAAAAUGGUCGUUUUUCCUAUUAGUUAACUUCAGAAGCAGAUAGCAUGUUAAGGGAGAUGCAGGGAAGGGAAGCUGAGUUAAUAGGAGUUAGCUAUGGAUUUGCUGUGGGCCCCAGUAGGUCCUCUGGCAUGGCUGGGAACUGGCAGCAGGAUGGGAGUGCAAGAGGGGCCGGGACAGCACUGGUGUGUGGGCACUGGGGAUGCCAGAUCAGGGGCUGUAGUGGUGCCAUUGCCCUUGUCCCCUUCCCACAGCCAUGCCUGGUGGUUCCCAGGGAUGCACAGCCUGCAGAGUGCACUAGCUCCCAUGUGGGCAUGGCUCACUCCUCCCAUGCCUCAUGUUGGGACAGCACUGCUGGGUUUUGCUGAGUCAGGACUUGCAUGGUAAGGCAUGAGCCCUCUGGGAACACUUUCUGGAAGAUCUUGAUGGGAAAGAAUUACCCAGAGCCUUUUUUCUCCCCUGCCUUUGCACAUGUUAAAACCCAGAUCCAUACAAAUGAAGUUGUACAAUUAGCUAUGUAGGGGCAAAGUAUUUCUUUCAUGGUUUUAUCCUUACAUUUAUCACUAAAAGUACUUGUCAUUUAUUUUCUUAUAAAUAUUGUGAAAUAAACCUUCCUGGGGUACACACAGGUCUGAUGAGGAGGCAGGGAGGGGAGAGAGCCCCUUCCCCUCCCUAAAGGUAGGAAGCAUCUUCCACCCAUGACCAGGCACUACACCAUUGCUGCAGGACACCCCCAGUGACCCCACCUCAGUGCAGGGCUGAGGGCAACCUUAUCCCUCCUCCCCAGUCUUAUUAAAGAACAGAGGGGAGCUUUAGCUCCAAAUUGUGGUGGGGUUGGGCCUCCAGGCAGCCCUUGUUAACCCGUCCGCUGCCAGGAAAGCGCAGCGGCAAACUUCUUGUUUGGUUGGUUUGGUUGGGGUUUUUUUUUUUUUGAGAAAGAUGUGGCAAAAGUAUCCCAAGAGGGGAUUUGAACACAUAUUCCUGUCUAUGGUCCAUGGGUUGGAGCAGAGUGGAGUGCCCUGACAGGCCACCAUUUGCCCUGUGGUGGCCCUGGCACAGCUUCCUGCCUGGAAAGAGGGCACCUCAGCAUCAUGUGUGCCUGCCUGGGGCAGCCGCUUCUCAGGCACAAGUUGUUCUGAUGUUGUUGGCGUUCUGCAAGUCAUUACCUUUUUUCUUAAUUUUGGAAAAAGUAAAAAGAAAAAACAGAUCAGUACAAACAAUUCUAGGAUAUUUAAAAUCCAAGAAGUCUUAACCUGUGCGUCAAAUAAAUGGCUUGCAAGAUGUCAGGGGGUUUCUUUUGGGCUUUUUUUAACCAAUUUUUACUAUUUUUGUAUUAAUUUAGGGGAAAAAUUGUAUAAUGAAUCUCAAUGUAUAGCAUAAGCCUGAAAUAAAAUGGCUGUCUCUCUCUUUGCUUCCUGUGCUCCCAAACUGCUACAGAAAUCCAUUACCAUUACCAACGUAACAAACUGAUUUUCCUGGCCUAGCCUGAAUAAUCAGGAUGUGCAUCCUCUCCAACUCCUCACAGAGAGGGUUGGUAGAGUAGUUCAGGGGCACCUGCUGCAGCAUGGAGCCAGCAACAUCCAAAAGAUGAUAGGUACACUGCUUCUCCAGUAGCCCCUCUUGUUCCAGGCUGCACACUGCCUGGCAGCAAGGACAAGGAAAAUGCAUUCCCCAUCUAUUAAUUUCCAUGUUACUGGGAUCUUAGUCAUUUUUUGGGGGAUUCCUAGACAAUCCGGCAGCAGAACCCCAGCCUGAGCAGGCAAAGCAACACCUAAGGGAAAAAUCUCAAACUGAUUUCAUCCAAAACUUAGGGUUACCUCCUCAAUAUAACUAUAUUACCUAUUGAGGUAGGUAACUAUAUACUAUACCUACUGAGAUCUGGUAGGUAGGUAGAGCUGAAGUAUUACUAUUGGACAGAAUUACUAUUAUUAAAAAUUUUCUUACCAAGACCUUGCCAUCCACAAACUUAGGAAGCCCCAUCAUCACUGAGGGACCCGCCUCUCCCAUCAGCAGAACCACAGUGGCUGCCCCAGGAUCUUCUGAUGAAUGUGCUCCAUCAUCUUGCCAUACCCAGGCAGAUCACCCAGUUUUUCCCUAAUGUUUUGUAGAAGGGGAGCAGUACCCGUGUAGGCCCACCUGAACCAACUGCUUUGAUGCAGAAGCAAACCCCUGCACCAAGGGACAUGGGUGAGGGACAGUCACAGAUGCUCUGCCGCACCUGGCUGUAGCAGUGAGAUGUUUACACUUUUUACACUUCACUGUAAAAAGCAGGUGAGCCAGAUCCAAGCCCGAGUCACUGCAAACAAUAACAGGCCUGAGAGCUGGUGAGUUUGGGCUGCCAAGGGCUUUUGACCACUUUAUUUUAAGGGGGAGUUUGAGUCUGCAAUUUAAAGGUGACUCCUGUCACCUUUUACGGCUCCCGGUCUUGUCCCUUUCAUUUGUUCUUUCUCACAUUGCCUCAAAUUCAGAAUCCAUGAAAUUCUGUCUGAAAUUGAAACUCCUAUUAAUUUUUCUUAUUGCUAAUGCAAUGUUAGCAUCUGUCUAAGCAUCGCACAGGAACCCAAAGAACAAAACCCUUGUACCAAGCUGGUGUGCCUCAUCUGUGUUCUCAAGAGCUCCUUCAUGCAAUUCUCCAUAGAUCUAAUUUACAAAAUUCCAGCUUUCCAAAUGUGUAAUCAGCACUUUUAUUCUGAAAAUUCAUCUGUAUGUAUACCUUCAAAAUAGAGGCAUGUUAAAUCUGAUUUUUAGGUUAUCAGGGAAUACAGUUCAGCCUAACAAACAUUUGUGAGCAGCAUCUCUGAAUUCCAUGUGCGAUUUUUACACUGCUACAUACAAAUCAGAAUAUUGUCAUCCCAAAAUACCACAUUUCCUUCUUUGUACAACUACUUUGCAAACAGAAACUAGGCAGGAUUGCAGACCCUAAACAGUGAAGUGUGCUUAUGUUUACAUUCAUCCUAUAAAUAUCACUUAAAUAUGUAAAGGUUAAUGGCAAUAACCAUUGAGAAGAACAGGAUUUUUUUUUAUGACUUCAGUUUACUGGCGGAGAAUAACUGAAAUAUAUGCUGAGCACCUAGCUAAAAAGAACCAGGGAAUGAGAAAUCUAACCAUCCAUCAGCAGAAAAAAAAAAGUCCACUUGAAAAUUUAUACAUAUAAGAAGUCUAAGAACAACGUUCAAGGCCUUAGGUGGAUAUCCAGACUAUAUAGAAUAGCAUAUGUUAGAAAUUGAUGCAGAAUAUUCCAUUCUGAUUCUUUCUGGCCACAUUCAAUCCUCUGAAAUAUGCUCUGUUCUGUGAGGAGGCAUGCUUUUGAGCAAGACUGACAUUCAUCUUUCUAGAAAUUACUGAGUUGCACAGGUGAAGUUUGCUGGAAACAAAAUUUUAAAUGUAUACAAACAAACUGAUGCCAGAAAACACAAUUUGUAACAAACAUGCCUUCACAUAUUGAUUGUAUUUCAUAAUAAGCAAUCUGUUCCUUGAUGCUACAAGUAAAAAAUGACUUUAUAUUUGUCAGCUAUAUUCAGGAAAAUGAGAUGCCCCACUAAUGUAUAUAUAGUGCAUACACCCCCAUACCAAUUAUGUAUUUCUUAUACGCCCAACUCAAGUUGGCUCCGUAUAAAGAGGAAAAGCCAACCUAGAAACAUAUUUGAAAGCUGGUAGGAAGAAUAGUUUAGCUUAGCUGUCCUGAAAUUAGUAAUGAAUCAGCAGGGGAGGAGCAACAGAGAAGUUGGUAAGGGGUUUAGGAACAAAGAAGCUUCCUGCAGAAAUGCUGUUGAGAAAGGAGAAUACUCAGGUUUAUUGUGUCAGGAGAAUGGGAAAGAUCAUGUAAAAAACUUCUGUGUUGCAAAGGGAAGAAGGUCUAAGGCAGAAUGAAGAGUGAGAAAAAUUAUAUAAGCGUAUUGGCAUCUGUAAGGUAUAUUAAGGCUGUCUAAUAAAAGGCAGAGUCUGUCCAUAUAAGGAAAAUAAAAAUUCACAGAUGCCUAGUUAUGUGUUUUCAAAUAUAGAUUCAGUACUUGACUGCUUUGGAAUAAAAGUAGGAUAUCAUUUGUAGUCUAAUCUGGAGCCCAGAUUAGAGCCCUGGACUUUAACGUGAGAUAUAAACAAUAUCAUACAGAACAAGAGAUCGGUCAGAUGGAUUCUGGCUCAUAACUUACUGAGAAAUGACAAAUUGAGCCUCACUCUUCAUUUUACUGCAACUCUUACUUACAGAAAAGCAGCUGACUUUACUGGUUCUGAAAUAGCCAUACCUUCCUGAUAAAAUACUCAUGUGUUGGAAGGAUUUCUUUUCUUUUCUUUUGAAAAUGCAAUCAAUUUUCUUUCUGGACAAAGUGAGCCCUCAGGCACAUUACCUGCAGUGAGAAGUGGGAAAUACCAUCUCUCUUAAGGUGAUUCCUGAGUCAAGAACAUCCCUCUGCAAUUGAAUUUCUCUCUUUUCUUUCCUCUCAGCAUGCUAUUGCAAGCUGUUCCAGACUUGUCUAUUGACAGUUUUACCAAUUGGUAUAUCGUACCUCUCUUGCAAAGAGGGGUGGGAUUCUGCCAAGCCUCUCCUGGUUUUGGCUCCAGGGGCAGUGGCCACAUUAUAAUUUUUGAAUUAUUCCUGCUCAUUAGUCCCUCUCAUGGGACCUGUUUCUAUCAGUUUCUUGCAUCUUACUGGAAGGGUGGCUACAACAGCUCUUAGAGAAAUGCCAACAGCAUUUUGCUGAUCUGACAUGCCUCUGAUAUAUACAAGUGACAGAACUUUAUUAGAUCUAGCAAGAAGAAGCAUUCAAACCUCAGUGUCAGGACAUCGUAUUCUAUUUAAUAUCACACCAUCUCUGUAGAUGUUAUACACAGCAGAUUUAUAAUAUGGAGGUUCCAGAAAUGAGGAGAGAAAGAGAGAAAAAAAUACCAUUUAAACUGCUCAUUCAGCACUUUCCAAACCUCUCCAUCAAAGGAAGAGUUCCUGCCUCACAGUCAGUGGUGACACCAAGCCUGAAGAGUCUAAUUUGCAGGAAAAGGUUAAAAGAAUUUGGCUUAGAAAGGGGAAAUGUGGAGCUGAGAUAUGUGACUUCAGAAUUAUGGAAAGGAUUGCUAACUUCAUUGAGUUCUUUUUUUUUUUUUUUUUUUUGCCCAGUGUGUGCUUCAAAAGCCAAAAUCUCAGAAUACAAAAUGUUUAAAGUGAGAAGCAAAUAAUAAAUUCAUGGAGAACAUUUCACAGGUAGAAAUGACAAAUACAUAUUGGAAACUGUAAAGUCAAGGCAGACAAAAAAAUCAACUCAGAUGAGAAAUGCCUACGUUUAUUGUAGAGAACUCCAUAAAAACCUACACAGAAAAGCUCCCAAAUGUACUCACAGCCCUGGAGAGCUCUUAAGGUGGUCUGUUCCAGCACCAGAACAGAAAUAAGGUAAGAGUUUUGAAUUAUUGACAGCUACAACCAACAGAGCUUUGAACUGUGGAACCUGGGUAAGGGAAAAAUGGAAAAAAAUUAUGGGAAAAAUAUUUUAAUGACAUACUUACUCUUUGUGUGCAUCAACACCUCUUCUUGGUGAGAAGUUUCUAGGGAGUUAUAACUAAUAAAACUUGUUUAAAGCAUGGGCCAGCACAUUCCACAUUCCAGGCAACUGUUUUCCUUUCCCCUUGAAGCCAAAGGCUGAGAUUCAUUUUAUCAGUUUACAUUCAAGGCAGAUUGUCUCUCUGACACUGCCUGACUGACAAAAGACCUGAUACACAGGGCUGAGCACAGACCAGCACAGGAAACAGCCCAUACUUGAGCCAUGGCAGGGCACAGCUUUAUUACUUCUUCAUCAGAGAGAUGUGCAGAAGAGGGCAUUCAAAUUUUUAAUGUACUUCAAAAACUUGUAAGAAAAAUUGGCCUCUAUGGUACACUGUGGAUGCACUAAGAUGUAGAUGUGCUGUGGAUGCUAUCCAGGCGUACUUACACUUUUCCAAAGCUAGGUAGCCCUCAGCCUUUGGCUUCGUGCCACAGAGUCCCUCUGAGAUUCACAUUGCAAGUUUUAUUGAGAUACCUGUUUGGUGAAAGAGAUUUUGUUUAGAUCAAACCGAUCUUCUUAGAUAUGAGCUCUUUUAUUCACCCCAGAAGGUUUCCACACCUGACAUCUCUAUCCUCUGUUAGUACACUUGGAAAUGAAGGUGGCCACAGCGGGAAGGAGAGAAUUGGAAAGCGAGUAAAAGUCCCAUUAUUUCAGUUAAGUGGCAGCUAGUUUUGUGAGGCUCAAUUACCAGUGGUUUUCUGAGCUUCCUUUUUUCCACUACCAAAUUUUAAAAAGGUGCUCAAUAUUCCACUCCUAAGCCAGGAAUAACUAUGGGUUUUCAGUAUACUCCAAGCAGAGUGUAGCAGCUGGAUUGAAAUCAUGUUGCCCAAUAGAAAUAAAUCAUUGGGAAGGGGAGAAGAGGUGGAUAGAGUUGAUGGAUUUGAAAUUUUCCACAGAAAAGAUAGGUUUUUCUUUUUUUAAAAAAAAAAAAAGUUCACAUUUUUACCUUUGCUCUGAUUGAGUCUGAUAAACUCAAAGCAUAUAAAAUCAUUUACAAAAACUUCUGUGCAGGAAGGGAGAGGUGGAAGGUGAGUUGAGAAAAGAUGUAUCUCUUCUGACUUUCUUCUAAAAUGUCUGCUUUGUCACAGAUCCAGGGAACAGCAGUAUGGCCAGUAUCAAAGCAGUGGAGUAGCUGUGUUUGGAUAAAAUUGUGUUGUGGAACAAUAAAGUGGUAAAUAGUUACCUGGUAAGAAAGGUACCCACCAGGCUUCUUUCAAAAUGCUGAUGAAGGGAAGGAAGGUAUUGAGCUCCAGCUCCAGUGACUGGAGAAGAUGGGGCUUCCCAGCAAGGCAGCAGCAAAAGCAAACAAUAGCAAACAUUGCACUUGUAUGGAAAUGCAGUUUUGAAUGCAGAAUCGGCUGAUCCAGGGAAAAUAAAGCCAGGAACGAUUGUGAAAGUCCAAAACCUCUCUAUAUUUUUUAACUUCUCAUUAUGGCUUAUGUGUAACAUCACCAGAUCCCUGGUGCUCACACACCAUUCAGAUCCGUAAUUGUUUUAGACAUAGUUCCCAUUAAUAUCAUCCAGUGAGCAAAUAUAAACCACACUCAGGUGGCCAUUCAUAGAUCUCAAGUAGUCAAGGGUCAUCCUUUAUAGCUACCCCAUUCCUAAAAUACAUAUAAAAUAUAUGCAUUUCACAGAAUAAUGAGAAAAAUCUAUACAAAAUUCUGAUCUACCUGAAAACAAUUUGCUUUAAACAGGCCAAGCAGAAUUGAAAAAUUGUUUCUGGCAAAUAAGCUCUAAAUGUGAAGGGAAAGUAGCUCUAUUCAAGCUUUUUGAAGAGAAUGAAUGAGAGAAUGAAUGUGAAAAAGCACAUGGAGUGCAAUUUAAAGAAGCAAGCAAGCGAAUCGUGACCAGAGAAUGUCUAUAAAACCUUGGCAGUUGACCUUCACUGGGUGAGGAUCAUAAGUGGGUUUGGAGAAUCAGCAUUUCAUCAAGUGGUUGAGUAUAUUUUUACCCUUUUCAAAAUAUGAACCAGCUCAUCAGGUAAAAACUGAUCAUGCAAGGUUUGUCUGUUUGCCUGCUCUCAGUGAGCAUGAAAAAAAAAUCUUUUUAAAUGAACCUGUGGUCUCUGCUGACUUUUGUUAAUUCCAAUAUAUAUCUGUUAACUGCUAAGGGGAAGAAAAUCAGAAAUAAAAAUGCUCCAAACCUUUAUUACCUUUUCUUUUCUCAAGAAUCCUGCACCUUUCAUUACCUUCUCCUUUUGCUAUGCCAGGUUUCUCUUAUGAAAUUCCCCCAUUUCGGCCAAUUGACUCAAGCGCUCCCCUAAUACGCUCUUGCAAUUGUAAGCACUCAGGGGUUCCACUAAAAGGGUGGCUGGAUGCAGCUUCAGGACUAAUUGUAUCCUAUGAGUUAUAGAAUUAUGCACCAACAGCUAAAAGGACACAAUUACAAGGUGAACUAUUGUGACACACACUGUGUAAUGUCAUACAAUCAAAUGCAAUGUUUAAUAAACAUGAACCUCUUU